Molecule: messenger RNA, 1305 nt
Organism: Sesamum indicum (sesame)
Lineage: Eukaryota; Viridiplantae; Streptophyta; Magnoliopsida; Lamiales; Pedaliaceae
Product: 1-aminocyclopropane-1-carboxylate synthase 3-like
Biological process (GO): amino acid metabolic process; biosynthetic process
Molecular function (GO): transaminase activity; pyridoxal phosphate binding
Source: RefSeq, a predicted model, not a curated record
AUGUUGUCUAGGAAGGCUACAUGCAAGUCCCACGGGGAGGACUCUUCUUACUUCCUAGGAUGGCAAGAGUACGAGAAGAAUCCACAUGAUCCAGUCCGAAAUCCAUCUGGGAUUAUUCAGCUCGGCCUCGCUGAAAAUCAGCUUUCCUUCGAUCUUCUGGAAUCAUGGAUUGCCAGAAAUCAGGAGCCCACGGGGUUUAUGAAGAAAGGAGGAUCAAUAUUUAGAGAACUGGCUCUUUUCCAGGAUUAUCGUGGCAUGCCCGUGUUUAAGAAAGAACUAGCUGAGUACAUGGCUGCAAUCAGACAAGACAGGGUAAGAUUCGAUCCAAACAACAUUGUGCUAACAGCCGGGGCGACAUCCGCGAAUGAAGCUCUCAUGUUUUGCCUAGCUGAAGCUGGUGAAGCUUUUUUAGUACCAACACCAUACUAUCCCGGGUUUGACAGAGAUCUCAAAUGGAGAACGGGGGUGGAAAUUGUUCCAAUACAAUCCUCAAGUGUGAAUAACUUCAGAAUCAUUCCUUCUGCCCUGGAAGAAGCCUAUCAACAUGCCCAAAAGCUCCAUCUGAAAGUUAAAGGGCUUUUCAUAACAAAUCCUUCAAAUCCAUUAGGGACAACAUUGAGCAUACAUGAGCUAGACCAUCUCAUCAACUUCGCCAUAGACAAAAACAUCCAUAUUGUGAGCGAUGAGAUUUAUUCAGGUACUGUUUUCGAUUCACCAAGGUUCAUAAGCAUCAUGGAAGCUAUAAAGAAGAAACACCUGGAAAACACAGCAAUUUGGAGCCGGGUUCACAUUGUUUCCAGCCUCUCAAAGGAUUUUGGUCUUCCAGGAUUCAGGAUCGGCAUGAUCUAUUUCAACAGUAAAACCCUGAUUGCUGCUGCAACAAAAAUGUCGAGUUUUGGGCUGGUCUCUUCUCAAUCCCAGUUCCUACUGUCGAAAAUUCUUGGCGACAAGAAGUUCACAAGAAACUACAUCAUGGAAAACCGAAAUAGGCUGAAAAACAGGCGGAAAACGCUCGUCUCAGGCCUUCAAAAAUAUGGAAUCCGAUGUUUGGACAACAAUGCUGGAUUGUUCUGCUGGAUUGACAUGCGUUGCCUGUUAACUUCCUAUACAUUUGAAGCGGAAAUGGAGUUGUGGAGGAGGAUCAUUUUCGAAUACGGGUUGAAUAUUUCUCCAGGAUCUUCAUUUCAUUGCCCUGAACCAGGUUGGUUUCGUAUAUGUUUUUCAAACAUGUCAGAGGAAACCCUGGAUCUCGCAGUGCGACGGAUCAAGGCAUUGAUGGAUUCCAGUUCUCCAAAUGCUUGCUAG